UGUGGUGCGUCACCAAACUCAUUGAAUAACGCAACGCCUUAAAAUGUUUGCUCACAGGACACUUCUCAUUUGCAUAUAUUAUGAGCACGAGCUUCCCGCCAAAAUAUGUGUGUUAUCCGUUUUUAAAGAAAGAGGUAAUAAAAUAUGUAAAUAUGUGGGUUACCUAAACUCGACAGCAGAAUUGAAUUGUGCACCGCCUGUAAGUUUUUAUUUACAGGUUUUAGACGCCUUAUUCGAGGUUGACGUUCCACUUUGCGCUAUUUUGGCUAACACGUGAUACAUCUCAUUUGCAUAUUGUAUAGCGCGAGCUUCCCGCGCAGCUACGACGGUGCAUUUCGAAAAUAUGGAUGGGCUAAAUUCUCUAAAAGAAGCGAUAAUCAUUUAUUUAGACAGAAGUGGUGGAUUAAGUAAACUCAUCGAAGACUGUAAAGUCUUUAAAGGAGCUCGCGAGGACGAGGCCGUGUAUCGGUUCAGUUUCGAUGUAAACCCCUCUGAUGUGCUUGAACUGGACGCCACUCUGGGAGACUGUAUACUGCACGACCCUGUUAAAGCCGUUUCACUCUUUCAGUCAGUUUGUUAUCUGUCUAUAAAAACACUCUCACUUAUUGACCACAUUGAAACAGAAAACCAGGUUAAUGUUGUUUUAAAGCCAACCCACUUGCCACCUUUUCCCAACUAUUGUUUGGAUCUCUCCGAGUUUCCCCGUGGGUAUGGUCCAAUGAGACCCUUAGCUUUGGAGGGCCUUGUAAUUGCUAUGACACGUGUCACCAAAUACACACAAGGAGCCAGAUUUCUCUGCUCAGAAGAGAAAUGCCCUUGCUCUAGAGGGUUUCAUCAUAUCAGGGUUCAUGCACCAGGUGCCACAGAGUCUGCCACAGUUAGGAGCGAUUUUACCUGCUUUCUCUGCUCUUCUCCACUGAAAGAGGAUGUGAAGUCUCGGGUUUUAGGGGAUAAACAGCUAGUUGAGCUCAUUCAUGUGAAAGCAGUAGAUGUUUUGGGAGUUCAUGAUGCUGCUUCCUUAAGAUAUCAAUCUGUCACCGUUUUUCUAAGAGAUGAACUGUGCAACUCCAUGAGAAUCGGCCAUCUGUACCAAGUUGUGGGGAUUCCAGCUCAUGUGCACCAGUGGCCCAAUGUAACCUGGAGCAUAGAGGCCUGCAGCGUCCGACCAUGGACCCCCAAAUGCCCCUGUCUGGUUAGCAACAACUUCCAGAACCUUCAGACAGCCAUGGCCUGUUCCCCAUGGAGGUUUGCUGCCAUUGUAGCCAACUCAUUCGGUUCCCCGGUGAUCCCACCUGGACUCUACAACACAUUAAAACUGGGGCUACUUCUUAGUUUGGUGCAAACUAAAGAUAAUCCAGAGUCUCCCUACAACCUGGAUGUGCUUGCUCUCACCAGCGAGACUCUAAUCAUUGACAGGUUGAUGAGAUACAGCCUGCCGUUGGCCUCGCGUGGCAUUCAUCAUACACUGACAGGCGAUCUGUUGGCAUCUCUGUCUAGAGAUGAACAUGGAGCUGGUACCGCCAACAUCCAUGCAGGUUCAGCUUUGCUUGCAUCUGGAGGCAUCUGUCUGUUGGGAGAUCUCACAACCUACAAGAAAGAAAGGAUGGACAUGCUUCAGUCUGCUCUCGAAAGCAGAACUGUGUCUGUUUUCAUUCCUGCCAAGAAAUAUGGUGAUGAUAUAGACCAGCAGCUCUCCUUCCCAAUCCAGUGCAACUUUUGGGCCGUAGUUGAUUCUGCUUCCCCCUCCAAGAGGACAGCCAGAUGUGAUAAUGUGGUGCUGGGUUCUGUGGAAAUGGGCUCAGCUCCUCUUCAGCUUGCAGAGUCGUUUGGACUCAUAGUCCAGUGUCGAGAGACAAGCAGCAAUCAUUCACUCCUGUCUAUGACAGUGCAUACUCUGAGACAGGCCAUGUCCCCAGGAGAGCCCCUAUAUCCAGCAUGCAUGCAGUUUACAACACAAGAUUAUAAAGAGCUCUUGGCUCAUGCAAGGCAACUAAAGGUGGACAUGAGUCCUGAGGCUGAAAGGAUGAUCCACAGCUAUUACAUGGCCAGUCGCAGGGUUCGCUCAGACUCAACACAGAGAUCCACUGUCUCAGUCACUUCUGUUAAACUGCUGAUUGCUCUGGCCCAGGCUCAUGCUAAACUCAGUCUAAGAACACAAGUUCUUGAGGAAGAUGCAGUCAUUGCAGUUCUGCUGUGUGAAAGUUCAGUCACCCUAAAGCAUGGGGCCUCUGCGCUUGUUUUUCCACCCAAUGUGGUGUUUCCCUGUGCUCUCCGUGACCUGGACUCCUUGCACCAGAGGGACCUUGCGCUGGAAGAAUUCCGCAGACAGAUCUUGCAUUUUGUGCAAGCCUAUGCAACCUGCACAGUAGAGGAAUAAAACCAAGGUGUUACACACAGGAAAAAAAUAUUUUUAUGGCACCAUGGGUUUACAAAACAAAGAAACCCCGAACACAUACCCCAUUUGUCUCAACAUACAUUUGGUACAUCCAAAAAAACUAAAACCCACACAAAAUUAGGUAAUCAACUGUGCAGUUGCUUCAGAUAGUCACAUUGUCAGCAACCCAAUCUGGUCUGAUGGGUAAACGGCAAAAGUGAUAUUCAUCAUUGCAAAGAAGCACUAAUUUAGUCUCCAAAACACAAAUUAGCAGUUAAAGAAAAAUUUGAUGGUAGAAAAUCAAAUAUUCUAAUUUUAAACCAAUUACAAUGAAUACUUGAAAUAAUCAUUAAAAAAAAAAA
This is a messenger RNA of Cyprinus carpio (common carp), 2736 nucleotides long. Its product is annotated as minichromosome maintenance domain-containing protein 2-like. Gene Ontology annotation, molecular function: ATP binding; DNA binding; single-stranded DNA helicase activity. Gene Ontology annotation, biological process: double-strand break repair via break-induced replication. Lineage: Eukaryota; Metazoa; Chordata; Actinopteri; Cypriniformes; Cyprinidae. The coding region runs from base 344 to 2377 and encodes 677 amino acids. The record is from RefSeq and is a predicted model, not a curated record. The transcript is spliced from 15 exons.